This is a messenger RNA of Aspergillus nomiae NRRL 13137, 1710 nucleotides long. RefSeq lists its product as uncharacterized. Bases 1 to 1710 code for a protein of 569 amino acids. NCBI's taxonomy places the organism in Eukaryota, Fungi, Ascomycota, Eurotiomycetes, Eurotiales, Aspergillaceae. The record is from RefSeq and is a predicted model, not a curated record. The transcript has 5 exons.
AUGCGUUACGAGAGUUGGGAUGUGCUUCUCUUCCCUGAGAAUUCCAAAGUGCCAAUUCAAGAGUUCAAGACACAAUGCUUUGUGAUCAAAGAUAGAGGAUCCCCUUAUCUGCACAGUCCUGCUCUCGUCAAUCCGGCGCCGUAUUGCCUCCCUCAAGGAAACAUGGGUCUGCUACCUGUGCUCACAACUUUCAUCCCAAGUGUAUCGCCGAAUACUCCGUUUCGGGUGUCGGUUCAUAGCUGGGAGAGGCCUCGGCCUAGUCGGCUGAUGGAGAGCCUGCUGCAACCCGAUGAUGCCUUGCUUUUUGAAGUCCGGAUUUUCAUUGAUGGUCUUUUUGUCUCUGGUAGCGUCUUUGGCCAGAGGACUAAUUGGCCCCAUGUCAUUGAUAUCGACAAGAGCGGAAAUCAGGAUAACCUGCGUUUCCCGCCAUUUCACCAGGAGAUUUUAGAGCAACAGCACUGGGACGCUGGUGAGCUUUAUGGUAGAAUUAGGAUAGUGAUCUCUGAAGGCUUUGCUCGGCCACAUCGCAACCCACCUUUUGAGCGUGUUAAAGAAGUAGUUGCUUUUGCUUUUCAGCAUGCACCUUUGCAGGUAUUGGAGUAUUCCAGUAUUGCUUGGCCUAAUGCCUCCAUGUGGAGCCGAGAACCUCGUCUAUUCAAAUACAACUCUAGAGGUGAGCUUAGUGACUUGAAAGAGCCAGAGGACACGCAUGCCCACUCGCCCACCCGACAUGGUAUUCGACAGUUAGCGACCACAAGCAGCCAAAUCAGCAACCCAGCAGCACACGGCGCUUGGACAUACCGAAACUAUCAAGGGCCUAUUCCCCAAAUGCAAGGCAGUCUCCGAGAAUCACGAUGGCCCCAACAGGAACAACUUAUGCCGGAUCCUUUCAUCGACCCUUAUGUGCUUGAUCCUUCCGCACGCCAUCGAGGUGCAAGACCCUCUUCGGAGGAUGUAUCUAUGCCCGACUAUGUUUCAAGUUCAACCAGUAGUCGAGCUAUCUCACACAUGACUGGCAUUAGCUACGAGCAUAGCAAACACCCAAGCAUCAUUUCCCCUAUUGACGAGGAGUCCUAUAACCAACUUUUUGAGGUCCUAAGUCCUCCAAAGCCCCUGUCCUGUGGUACAAAAGCGCCCACAAACACGCCUUCCGCCACAUUACCUAUAAGUCGGAAGCUCUCUGUUGCAGCUGAAGCGCGGUCAGCAUCCUAUAUUAUUAACAACGGGAACAGAGGAUCGCUUCCAAAGGAUAAAUCGCAUCUAGGUACUAGAGACGUCUCGGAAGCCAGUGCUAAAUCCAACCUGUCUGCCGAGCCUGCUACUGAUACCGCAGCAACGAGCAAGCUCCCUGUCGGCCUAAAUGUCCAGAUUAAAGGCAGGAAGGAGGGGAUGGUGUCGGAUAAGAAGGAAAACGAGAUCAUAGUGGAAACUCCGCGAAGAGAAAGUGACAAGGUCCACCAUACUGGGUCCAAGACAGCCGUGCGUACCAGUGGGAACUUAGAGACUCCGACUGGAUGUAGAAGAAGACGGUCCACAGGUUCUGCUCGCAGGGAAAGUCUCAGUUUUUCCAAAGGAGAGCCAACUCUGCUUUCUCCAGCACAAGAGUUGUCUGAAACAGAUGACCUUCUCCGACGGGUUGGCCUCGAAGAACUUCUUGGACCAGGAAGCCACCGUGCAGGUUCUGUAGUCGAGGUGGCUGAGAUUGACUAA